UGACAGCAAGCCCAGUGCCGGUAAACCGACCAAUCAGCGGGCGCCGCGUUCCGGCCUGUGCGCGAGGUACCGCAGACAGCACAGAGGCGAGAGAUAGCCCAUAGAGCGCACCGGCCAUUGCCCGGAGACAGGCAGGUGAGCAGCAAGCUGGGCAGGGCACACUCUGACCCACCGACACCGGUACCGGUACCAGAGACAGACAGGUACCAAUAUACCGGGUGGGGGAGGGAGGGUACUGGAAUAUUCCAGACUGGUAGAACACACUGCAUUACCUCUUUAUUAGCACACUCCCAUUGAUUCUCUAUACAGAGCUCCUGGCACACCACGUGUCUCUCUCUCUCUCUCCCCCAUCAUAUUCAGGGAGCUGUGUGGCUGCCUGAGCAUCAUAGGAGUCAUAGUCCAAACCCACUGGCAUGCCCAGGACCCUGUGUAACUUGGGGUGUGUGUACAGUGACAUGUUCUAGCCGGCAUGGUGGCCUGGAUAUCUGUAAAUAUAUAUAUAUAUAUAUAUAUAUAUAUAUAUAUAUAUAUAUAUAUAUAAAUGUGUGUGUGUGUGUUAGCUGGCAGAGCAGGAAAAGUGCUGCCCAGCCAUAGGCAGACAUAUGCAGCAAGGGGGAGAGCAGUGGAAUAAUGAAGCUGGAUGCUAGAGGGCAGAACUCUUCAUGGGCAGCCCAUCAGCAUGUAUUGUAGCCUUAAUGUGGGUGUAAGGGUUCCUGUGACAUCUGGUAAGUGUAUCAGGGUUAUAUGCUACAGUCUGGAUUGUGAGAAUUGCAAGGGUUCACAGGGCAUUUCAUAUUUUAAGGUCAAAAUAGCUGAACUGAACAACAAUUCUCCCAGCCUGCUUUUGGUUUGGCUACCUUGAUCUUAAAUUUGAAUUCUCACUAAAAUAGGGUUAUUUAUUGAAGCUAGAAUUGGCCGGAAUUCACAGUGAAUAUUCAUUGAGUCCAAGUUGCCAAAUUAGAAAAACUUCUAAAAAGUGAUAUGUUUUUGUCUUUUUAUUUUUUAUUUUUUUUCUUUAAAUCUAAAAUUUGCUUUGAACCUCUAGCAAUUGUCACUUUGUAAACCUGAGAGUGAAUUUCAAAAUUUAGGCCAAAAAAGCACAAUUGAAGAAAUUCCCUCCAAGUGAGCCAUGUUGUCAUUUCAGCUCUUUUGGCCUACAAUCUGAAAUUCACUUUAAAUUCCUGACUGUUUGGUGAUUUGGCCCUGUAGGUGUACACACCACUGGACAUAAUUUUAAGAAGUGGGGCACACUGAUUUUGGGAGAGAAAGUGAUGGACCUUAUUUUGUGGGUGUAUAGUUAAAUUACCUUGAACCUGGUGAAUGUAUUGGCAAUUAACUUUUCUUGGGUAUUCUUUAAACUAAUUUCGCAUAUAUAGAAUAUUUAGUCUAAAGACACAUAGUCUAAAGACACAUGCUUCUAUUGGAAUGCAGUCUAAGUGAGGAUGAUGAGGUGUUUAUUGGCAUUGCAUCAGUGAUUUGCAAUACCUUUUUGAAGCAGAGUGACCAAGUUAUUUUCCCAAGUGCCAACAGUUAAUUAAGUGGCCAUAUUAUUAAAUGGAUAAGGUGAUAAAAUGAGCUUGAAGGGGACAUGUUUAUUAACACCUCUGCUGUAUUCCAUUCUGUCCCAAAUGCAAUUCUGUUCUAAUCACAUUUAAGAUUUUUUUUUUUUGGUUGAUUCACUGAACCAGGAAUUGUGAAAAAUAUACAAAUUGAAAUAACAGAGCUGAAAAAAUAAUUGAGCUGUAGAUUUUAUUUUUCUUAGAACUAGGUUCCCUUGUCAGUUCUUGUUUAAUGAAUAACCCUGAGUGUAUGGGGGAUGGAGAGAUGAAGGGUUUCUUACUAGUGCAAGUAAUCAUUUAUACAACACUGUAGCAUAUGGUCAAUUUAUACAGAACUUUAUUUUUUUUUUAUUUUUUAUUUCCCUCUCCUCUUUCAGCCAACAUGCAUUCAGCAGCGCGGCAAGAAAACCUCUUGAAGAUGGGACCAGUUUGGAUUUUUGGAUUAUUUUUAAUCACUCUUUUACCUUCACAGACAGGUAUGGUUCUGUCUUGCAUCUCCUUUGCUUCCUCGUCAAUCACUUGAAAGGUUACUCCAAUAAAAAGUAUUUUCAAUACAUAAUGAUAUUGUGAGGUGGUCAUGGUGCUUAGAAUAACUUUCUAAUUUUCUACUAGAGAAAAUACAAAUAUCUAUCUAUAUUUCUCUAUCUAUCUCAUUUUAUAUAACCCUGUAGUGUCUGUUGAUCCAAAGCAUGCCAGAAAACUACCUCUGUUAAAGGGACAUUGUAGGCACUCAGACCACUUCAGCUCAUUGAAGUGGUCUGGGCGCUGUCUCCCUAUUGCACUUCGUGCUGCAAUGUUAAAUAUUGCAGUUCCAGAGAACUGCAAUGUUUACAUUGCAGCUUCUAAAACUGCCCUCUGUGGCUGUCUAGCAGACAGCCACUAGAGAGCUUCCAGAAUCCAAACUGACUUUUGGUCCGUUAUCUGACGCUGGACGUUCUUACGGUCCUCCAGCGUCAGAUUUCAUCCAUAGUAAAGCAUUGAAUAAGGAAAGCAUAAGAAAUAUCCAUUUUCCAUAUGAUUUUGCCGCUAUUGCCCAGGCAGGACACGCAGGCUCUAAAAUAAAAUCUAAUUAUACACAGUACCUCCCUAACCCCUACUUCCAUGCUAUUUAAAAACAAAAAAAAUCCCUCGGACUUCAAAAUGCCCACAGAAUCUGCUUAUCCGUCAAGGGGACAAGAUAGGCAGCUUUCAUGUUUAUUAUUUUUGUCCUACUGGCUAAUUGGUUGAUGGACAUGGAUACUGUGGGGCACUGUCUUUUCUUAUGCCGGGGAGUAAGUCCAUGUUCCAUUGAACGAUUGAGCAUGUCAUCUGACACGUGAAUCUAGGGACGCUAAGAUAUUCCAGUACUGUAAGUACUCUGCAACAUACAUUUUGCAAUAACAUGAUGCUUACAUUAACCCUUUAAACUGGAUGGGUCUUAUAGAGAGAGGAAUUAAAGAACCCAUUGCAUUUAGAGAGAGUUUUUGUGUGGCUUGCAGAAGUGUUUUCAUGCCAAUAAAACCUUAUUUGAAAUAAUUAUAAGGAACUAUUCGUUUAGAUUGGCAUUCCCAGCAAUUUAGUUAAGGUGAUUAUUCACAGAAAACCCUUAGUGUAUAGAUGUCAAACCCAUGGCGUCAUAGAUGCUUGUAAACUACCUCUCCCGUGUUGCUUAGCCAAUUUAAAAGUUUCUGUGAGACACGUAGAUGGUAGUGCAUUCUCUGAAAGAGGAACUGUCACUGUCUAUUGAUCGUUCCUGUUUCAAAGGGGAUUCUCCUUUUAUUCAUCAUUUGUGUAACACUCACAAAUCUCGAGUUUAAAUAGACAUAUAUUGAAUAAACAUCUCCUUAAAGGAGCAUUCGUUUGCAAAAAAAGUUUUGUUUUGUUUUUUAAAACUAUUUUGUAGAUAUACCCUAAAAUACAGCAUGCAUAUAUUUUUUUGUUUGCAUGUUUUCUUUGGGGGUAGGUUGAAAAAACAGGUUACAAAAGCUAUCUGCAGCCUUUUUCAAGCACUUAUUCUCAUUGGGAAGCCUCAGUGCUGAAACUGCACAUGAACAGUAGCACGUAAUCACAGCUUUCCAAAGCUUCUCAAUGAGCUGUAGUACAGCUCACGGAGUAUGGGAGAAGGCAGGUAUGCUCUAGCCCAGCAUGUCUGCCACUUCUGUUAACUCCACUAUCAGCCAGGGAUGAGCUUUUAGAAUCGGUUACAAAAGGUCAGACUCCAGACACACAAGUCACUUGAAUAAACUGAAGUGCUUUAUGUGUCAAUAGCAGUGAUGGCUAAUUUUGACACCAUAAAUAGUUUCAGGACUACAUUUCCCAUGUCUAAAAGGUAGCUGAGCAUCAUGGGAAAUGUAGUCCAGAAACUAUUUAUGGUGCCAAGGUUAGCCAUCACUGGUCUAGAGUAUUCCUUUAUGCAAUUAUGAAUAUUGAUUAACUUAAUGUUAUUUUAUUUACUCUACCACAUUGAUAUUGCUUUAUGUUUUUUAAAAUACUUUUUCCAUAAUAGGCUUUUUUUUUUUUUUUCUUUUUUUAGGCUCCGUGGCUGUUAUGUCUGUUGAUAUGGGAAGUGAGUGGAUGAAAGUGGCUAUUGUAAAGCCUGGUGUUCCUAUGGAAAUAGUCUUAAACAAGUAAGAGAUGUGGAAUUUUAAACCAGCGUUGUUAGUAAAUAAAUUCUCCUACAUCUGUGAGACUGAUGUAUACAUAUAUUCUUCAUCGGGCAUGGCUUGUGUAGCUUUGCUUAUACCAGAGAUUGGGUGACCUAGCAACAUCAUCUACUGAUUGGUACAUUUUUUUUUUUUUCUUUUUUCUCAGUUAUUAAUCUGACUAGUUUAAUGUAUUAUCUGGGUGCGUAUUGGAUUAUUCACUAAACCGUGUUUUGUGGAGAAUGAACAAGUGGAUAAAAAAUGUUACGGCAGGAAUACCAAUCUGGAAUAGUAGCAGAGUUAGAGAUUGUUUUCUAAUUUGGGUAUUUUGGGAUACAAAUGAAUAGCAAAAUGUCUUUUCUCCACAAUGUCCUGUUUUAUGUCCUAUCAUUGGAAAAACUGUGCAUCCCAACAUCCCUGUUGGGCCUAAUAAAAAGCAUUUUUCCUAUUAAUAUUGUUAUGUUUAUAUAAUGUUAGUUUUCUUCACCUAGGCCUACCCCAAUUCUGAUGCCCAGUUCUUAGCCCAGACUCUUCUUUUUUCCAGACAUUACACUAGAUCAACCCCCUAUUAUUGUUUUGUUCAUCCCUCUCUUUCUAAACUUUCCCACAUGCUUACUCAGUCCUAUUCCCUCAAACCUCCUCUCACUUAUGUCAAUCACCAACUCUACUUCUUUCACCCAGUCUUGUUUAUUUCCCUCUGGCAACUAAAGAUCUCCUAUUUUUUUUAUUUUUUUUUUUUUAUUCUUUUUAUUACAUUUUUUCAUGAAAAUAUUAAUAGACAAAGACAACACCCAUGGGAGGGAACCUUACAGAGAAAAAAAAAAAUAAGGAUUCCCAUCCCCAUUAAACAUACAUAAAUACAAUGUUCAAUUUCAAAUUUCAUCAAUAAGCUAAAGAUCUCCUCUUACUCUACAGGUUUGUUCCAUUUCCAUAUAACGUAUCCCAUCCCAUCUGCAUGUUCCUCAUUCCCCGUCUUCCUUAAUUUAAUGUUCUCCCAUUUCAUUUGUUCCCAUUCUAUUUUUCAUAGCUUCCUCUUUUAAUUCACUGUACUUUUUCCUCUCCACAUCUUUAUUCUACCAUACUCAUCUUUCCAAUUAAGGCUUCAAUUUCAUAUUUUUGAAAAACGUUUUUAAAAUAUUUCAGAUUUAAAAAAACCUGUGUGUGUAUAUAUAUAUAUUCUUUCAUAUACUUUUUUUUUUUAAAUAUUAAACCAUUCAAAAAGCUUAUCGAAAUAGUCUUAAAUCGAAACCUAAAAUGCCCCAUUACACGAUCUCAUCUUUCCUGUCCAUUUAUGAUGCGACAAAUCUGUUUGGUUUUUAAAUGCGCUUAUUUUGGACAGAAUAUCUUUUCUUUCUGUGAAAAUUAAAAUCAAUUGAGGCAUCUAAGAAAGGUGUUUGAGAAUCAUGCGUUUUGUUUGAAAACACUUUCACUAUGUUAAAUCUUAAUUGCAAAUUAGGUUUUACCACCACUGUUUCUCUGUGUACUUUAAUUUGUUUGCCUGAAUGCCAAUUUAUUUUUAUGUGCUAUUGUGUUUUUUUUAAGGGAGUCCCGAAGGAAAACCCCUGUCGCAAUUGCCUUGAAGGAGAAUGAACGUCUGUUUGGGGACAAUGCACAGGGAAUUGUAAGUUAUUUUUAUAUCACAAAUGCUUUAUAUAAAAAGCUCUAAGAAGUAGUAGUUGUGUGUGGUGUUUUUUUUGCUUAUUUCCCUAGUUCUCCUUUACAGUUAUUUUUUUUUUUUUUUUUUUUGUUUCUAAAUGUCUUUUUUACAGGCUGUCAAAAAUCCAAAAGUUACAUUCCGUUACUUCCAAGAUUUACUUGGGAAAAGGGCAGGCAACCCCCAGGUUGAGGCAUUUAAAACCAGGUUCCCCGAAUACAAUCUGGUGGAUGAUGAACGUCGUGGAACAGUUCUCUUCAAGUUAUCUGAGUGAGUUAUUUAGGCAAUGCCCCUCCGAAUCGUAUUAAAACAGGAGUAGGUAACGUUUGGCUCUCCAGGUGUUGUGGACUACAUUGCACAUAAUGUGCUUACAGCCAAAAUGUUGGCAAAGCAUCAGGGGAGAUGGAGUGCCAACGUUUGCCUAGCCCUGUAUUGAAAGGACAAUUCCAGCCUUAUUCACUAAAGUGAUAAGUGUUUGGAUAUGCAUAGUGAACUUCAUAUUUUAUGGCCAAAAGAUAAAAAAAGGGGGGGGGGAGGGAGAAACCAUUCCAAGUUGGCUACGCUUCCUGUUCAGCUAUUUUGAUCUAAAACUUAAAAUUAAAUUAACUUGGAAUUUCUGACAAUUUUCACUUUAGCAAAUAACUCUGUAAUGUGGUAAAGAGAUAAUGAGCGGAACCAAGACGUGAUUGAAGUCUGUUCCUUCUGUUGCUCUGUGUUUGAUUAGGAAUUAAGCUAUUCAUCAAAUGCCAAACUGUACUGCAGAGUUCUCACAUUUUACUUCAAAGUAAAAUGGGUCUUAAUGUACAGUGAAACCAAAUUACCACUGACUUUUAUAUUGGGCUUCAGUAGCUGAAUUUGCUUUAGUGUCUACUUGCAUUACGUCAAAAGGGGUUAGUCAGGAAUCCUUAUGUUCCUUGUCUCACAAAUAUCAAUCUAACUCUUCCACCUGUGCCUUUUGUUUCCUUACAUCUGCAGUGAUUUAAUGUAUUCACCCGAGGAACUACUGGGAAUGAUGUUAAACUAUUCCAGGUCUCUGUCAGAGGAAUUUGCAGGUGAGUUGCAAUCUUGCUUCUGUUCGCUACAUUCUAGUAUCAAAGACCCCAAAGUAUGGUUCCUUUAUUUAAUUAAAAAAAAAAAAACCCUCAACUUACUUUACAAUAAACACCUUGAACUAAAGUUUAUUUUCAAAGAUAGCAACAGAAUAGCCUGUAGAAAAUAGCAGUACAGAGGAAGGGUAAAAGAAAGCUUUGUGUUGUGCAGAAAAUACAGUUAGUGUUGCUUUAAAAUGUCAAUGGGUCUGGCUGUUUUACGUACAAUAUGAGCUUGUAAAUUAUUAUUAUUGGUAUUUAGCAUCAGCAUAUUCCGUAGCGCUUAACAAUAUUAUAAGAGAGGGAGGUUUAACAAUAAAUGAGACCAUUAUAAAAACUUACAAGAACAGUAGGUUGAAGAGGACCCUGCUCAAAGCAGCUUACAGUCUAGAGCAGUGGUUCCCAACCCAGUCAUCGAGUACCCCCUAAGAGUCCAGAAUUUAGGGAUUACACAGUUGUGUAAGGUGUUGUUGCUUUUUUUCAAAAAAAAAGCAAAAACACACUAGACACAACAGGGUAAUCCCUAAAUCCUGGACUCUUAGGGGGUACUCGAUGACUGGGUUGGGAACCCCUGGUCUCAACAGAACCCUCUAGAUAUGUAUUGCAAGUGCUUGUCUGAGGGUUGUAGUUCCCAUUUCAUGAUUAUUCCAGAUGUAAUACAUUUUAAUUAGCUGAAGAUAAUGAAUAACCGUAUUGCAUUUCUUGGUGGAAAAAGAUUAUCUCCUUAAAGAUUUGACAAAAGUGAACUGGGAACACUGACUCAGAUUUUUUUUUUAAGAACAUCCACGGGAAUUAUGAAAGCAAUUAGUCAAACAUAGAUUCUUCUCUAUGGUCAUAAUGGGAUAAGCCAUACUCGCUAAUAUAUGGAUAGUAUAAAUAAAAAAAAUAAAAAAUGUUUACAUUAAAUUAUGAAAAGUGUAACAAUUUAAACAUGUAAAAAAUAUAUAUAUUUACUGUAUACACAUUUUUUUCUUAAUUUACACUAUCCAUACAUUAGUGAGUGUAGAUUACCCCAUUAUGACCAAUAGAUAACAAUCGGUUUGCCUCUGUAUUUUAUGUAUAAUGCAAUUUAAAUGUGUAAUUAUAACUGCACCUCAUUGCUCUGUAUUAUGACCACUUUCACCAGCUGAAUUCUUACGAGUUAUUUUUCAGUCUUUGUACCUUCUCUUCACCACAUCCUUCUUUCUCUGACCACAUAAUUUCCAUGAAACAUCACCAGUGUCCACACCCAUCGUCACGUGAUUACACUCUAAUUCCAAGUAGCACUGUACUAUAAGCUUUAUUUUAUUUAGUGCUAACAGGUGAACGUUACAGAUUAUAAACAAUACUACCCCUUUCCUCACUUUGCCUCUGCAGAGCAGCCAGUGAAGGACUUAGUGAUUACAGUGCCAGUCUUCUUCAACCAGGCAGAGCGUAGGGCUGUCCUUCGUGCCGCUCAGCUUGCUGGACUUAAGGUCCUCCAACUUAUCAAUGAUAACACUGCAGUCGCUUUGAAUUAUGGAGUGUUUCGGAGGAAAGACAUCAAUGCCACAGCACAGGUUUGUGUUGGCAUUCCCAAAUGUUUUUCUACUUUGUUUUUAUGUCUGUAUUUUUUUUUUUCAUUUUUUUGUGUUUUUUGCAUGAGUUUCUAGACUUUCCUUUUGAACUCUUUACCUUUGAUUUUACCCACUCUAUUAUUGGAAACAUAAUGGUACAAUAGUAGAUUCCAUUGUUUGUCUUUACUAAUCACAUACCACCUUUACUAUAUUCUUUUACUUUUUUCUGUCUGUUUCCAAUUCACCUGGUGAUCAGAUGUGAUUAAUGGAUUUUAUACGUGUGUGUUUGUGUCUAUAUAUACAUAUAUAAUAUAUUUUUAACACCAGAGUUAUACUUUCUACAUACCUCUUAUUGCAGAGUAUCAUGUUUUAUGACAUGGGGUCUAGGAGUACAGUCUGCACCAUUGUGACUUACCAAACUAUAAAGACAAAAGACUCUGGCACUCAACCACAGCUACAAAUUCGUGGUGUCGGGUAAGAAGCCUAAUUUUCAUUGAGGCAAUGCUUUCAGUAUUGUUUAAAGAAAAACGUUUUUUUUCCCCACAGAUUAGAUAUUCAAUAGCUAGUGUAGGCACCAACUCUCCCUGCUUAGAAUGACUUCUAAAUGCAAUGUAUUAAUCAGUUCCUUCCUAUAAUAGUGGGUGGAUCUUAUUUAUGUAUAUGCUGGACUGUGAUUUAUGGAUUAACAAACACCCUAUAGGCAAGAACAUUGGUUCCCAAACUAGUCCUCACGACCUAGCAACAGUACAGAUUUUAUCACCAUUAGAAAAAAAAGGGUAAUGCAUAAAUGCUGGAUUGUUGGUGGGCUAUGAGGACUGGUUUUGGAACCACUGGACUAGAAUAAAAGACUUCUGAUAAGAGGACAAAGAGGCUAAUUUACUUGUUCAAUAAGUGUCUUUUUAAAACCUCCUAAUGCAUAGGAUGAGUGCAGAAACAUUAACAAAAAUAUUUGGAUACAUCUCUGCCUAAUUUGUCUUGUUAAAGGUAACACUCAGUUUGUAGACUUUAAAUUUCACUUUUUAAAACAAUGUUUUUUUUUUUUUUGUUUUUUUCUUCCUCAGGUUUGAUCGCACACUUGGGGGACUGGAGAUUGACUUACGUCUCCGGGACCAUUUGGCCAAACUGUUUAAUGAGCAGAAGAAGUCCAAGAAGGACGUGCGCGAGAAUCAACGUGCAAUGGCCAAGCUUCUCAAGGAGGCUAACCGUGUAAAGACCAUUCUGAGUGCAAACAAUGACCACAUGGCACAGGUAGGCUAUACUACACACACUUUAUUUACACUGCUUUUGAGGAUAAGCCUCCUAAAAGAAUGUUUGCCGUUAUUUACACUUGGCUUUGUUCACUGAAUAUUAAGAUGGCAAAACCUCAGAGUAGCUUGGUGGUGAACAUCAGGGACUUUUCUGUCAGGACAUUGUUAUUUAUUACUUUCUGGGAUACAUUUUCCUUUGUAGAUUGAAGGCUUAAUGGAUGACAUUGACUUCAAAGCGAAGGUGACACGCCAAGAACUCGAGGAACUGUGUGCGGAUAUCUUUGCAAGAGUUUCUUCACCUGUUCAGCAAGCUCUGAGCAGUGCAGAAAUGAACUUGGUGAGUGUCAUGGAGUAUAUUGUUGCGUGGUCGAUUUUUCUUGUAAUUAAGUAGUCCAGUUGUUUGAUAUUUAAUAUAAUUUGAAAAACUAUUUGUACAUUUAUAUAUUUUGAAGUCUCUUCUCUUUCUAACCUCUUUGAUCUGUUAAUUUAAUUAUCAAGGUUAUUCACAAAAGAGACUAGUCAGGAGUUCAAAGUAAAUUCCAAAUUUAAGGCCAAAGCAGCAGAACUGAAAGCAUAUUUUGACAAAAUCCAACAAUUCUCACUUUAUUGUUUAGUUUCUCAUCCUAUAUUUUAAAUUGCUUAAACUAUGAACAAACCACUUAGUUAUCCAUAUUUUAUUUGUUGUUUUUAGGAUGAAAUUGAUCAGGUUAUCUUGGUGGGUGGAUCCACACGCGUCCCUAAAGUUCAGGAGCAUCUUCUUAAGGCUGUUGGGAAGUAAGUAGAAUAUAUAUCAGAUCUGUGUUUAAUAAUGUAUUGACCUUCCAGCGACUUCACGUGGAAGGGGUUUUCAAUCACUGUUUAUCCCCACCAUAACAUUCUUUGUGCAAGGUUUGUGCAAGGAUUCCAUGUUUAAAAUGGAACAAUGAGGCAAAAAUCCACAGAUUACCUUGCAGCAGUAACAUCACUGCAAAUUUGAGAUUUCUGUGGGAAAAGCAAGUCUAUAUAUAUAAUCUCUCAUCUUUAUUUUAAAAUGUUGCUAGCUCUCCUUAUAAGCAAGGCUGCAUUUGUUUCAUCUGUGUCUUUCGUUAGCUUUCUAUUGUUUUCUUGCCCUCUUGCAGAGAGGAACUGGGAAAGAACAUCAAUGCAGACGAAGCAGCCGCAAUGGGGGCAGUGUAUCAGGCAGCUGCUCUCAGUAAAGCCUUCAAAGUUAAACCUUUCAUUGUGCGAGAUGCUGCCAUUUUCCCCAUACAGGUGAGAAGCCUCAAAACACAAGUGUAACAUGUUAAGAAUGUGUUAUUGGUUACAGAUCCUUUUUCACCAAAGUAGAUACCAUUAUAGCAUACCCUGGAGUGAGACGUACAAAUAGAAUCCAAUGUAUCUAUGAUGCAAUGUUUGGCUAUAAUCCGGUUGUAUGUCAGUUGAUAUUGGUACAUUAUAUGUGUAUCCAAACAGGUGGAGUUUACAAGAGAAGUUGAAGAAGAGAAUAACAUUAAAACAUUAAAGCACAACAAGCGGAUUCUUUUCCAGAGACUAGCCCCUUAUCCACAGCGCAAAGUCAUCACUUUUAACCGCUAUACUGAUGAUUUCGAUUUCAACAUUAACUAUGGAGAUCUCAGCUUCCUGGGACCAGAGGAUCUUAAGUAAGUGUUCCUUAUGUUGUCACUGAAAAUAAACCAGACAAAUUUGUACCGGAAUCUAAACUUUUUGCUUGAAAACUAUUCUUGACUUUUGUCUUUAUUUCUCCCUAUUAAAGGGUUUUUGGAUCAUUGAACCUCACCACAGUUAAGUUAAAAGGUGUUGGAGAAAGUUUUCAGAAGAGAUCAGACUAUGAGUCCAAAGGCAUCAAAGCUCACUUUAACAUGGAUGAGAGUGGUUUGCUCAGCCUUGAUAGAGUAAGUUGCUAAUAAAGGUAAAACUGUAGGGGCUGGUUUACAAUACUUUUAAAUAUAGCAUAUUGAACAUGGUAUGCAAUAUUUAGUCUAAAAAAAAAAAAAAGCACAUUAGAGUUUCGAUCAUUUCUUAAAAUUGGCUAAAUUUGCUUAAAGGGAUACUAUAGUGCCAGGAAUACAGCUCAAUGAGCUGAAGUGGUUUGGAUGCCUAUAGUGUCCCUUGAAAUUUUUCCAUCAUGUUGUUGCAGUUUGGCAUUUAAUGAAUAACUUUGUGUGGUUAUCAAUCCAAAUCUCCCAAUAUAUGGAAAAUGCAAAUAAAACCAUUAUUUUUUUUUAGGCAUAUGGUUGGAAACCGUAUUGCUUGUAGCAUGUAAUAUGUUAGUUCUUUUUUGAGAAGCCUAUGUUAAUCCACUGUAUCUUCCUCUACCAAUAUGCGUUUUCCUGUUUCUUAAGGUGGAAGCAGUGUUUGAAACAUUUGUGGAGGAAAAGUCAGAGCAAGAGUCCACACUGACAAGUAAGUAAUAUACUCUGCAUGCUUGUAGUAUUUACAGCUGUGAGUUGGGAAAUAUGAUCUGUACAAAGUCAGGAUUAACGAUGUAAAGACUGAGGCACAACAAACUAAAUUUAAUCUUACAUUUUCAUUUAAUCUUAAGAUUUAUUAAAGGUGCACUCUAAGCUCCAUAGCCACUACAGCCUAUAAUGUUAGCAGGCAGCUUGUGCUGUUCCUCACUUCUGAGUCAGAUACAGGGGGGGGGUGUGUGGGUGUGUGGUUUUUUUUUUUAAAUAUAUAUUUUUGCACAAACCAAGGGUCACCUCGUUGUCUGUGGCCCGGCCCAUUGCUUGCCAGAAUUGCUUAUGUGGAAGCCCUACUAGCAAGAUUAAUCUCAUCCCUUUAAUUCUAGUUUAAAUUGCAUACAUAUAUGCUUUGUUUGCAUCAUUUAAUGUAUAUCUCCACAUUAGACUUUGGAUUUGAUUGGAUUUGGAUUUGAUUGCUUUCCUUUGACACCAUGUGAAAUCAGGGAAUCUCAACCAAUCCUUGGUUCCCAUUCUGUGUGAUUUCCAUUACAUAUUUGAGUGAUGCAUAGAUCUAUGGAUUUUGAUAUGCAUAUAAACCAAAUAGAUUUGUUUGGAGGACUUAAUUAUUUUUAUGUAUUGUGGUUUUCGCUACCUAGUUUUUCAGGACAAGCUUAAAAGGGCAAUCCUGAAAGCAAUUUUUUUUAAUUAGCCAUAAAUUGUGCUCUCAUACACAGGCGAGAUUAAGACUGAAGUGUAAACAUCAGUAUACAAUCUCAUCCAGUAGUGUGGUGGGUGCAUCAACCUCUAGAUACCCUACAGUUAUUUCUUUCUCUCCACCUUGUGAUGAAUUUGUUUUAUGCUACCCUAUUCUUGACAUAAUAUUUUUACCAGCUCAGAUAAUUCAAAAAAUUCACAGAUCUGAGGAAACCCCUCAGAUGUGUAAAUGAUGACUGGAAAUGAAAUAAAUGGAUAAUAUCAACAUACAAAAAUAGUAAAAAUGAUUGUAAAUAUAUUAGAAAAGAGUCAAAAAACAAUACAAAGACCUCCACAGCUUAAAUAGAAGCUCAACGUCAACGACGAAGGUGCACGCUAGUGGCACCGAAACGUGCGUCGGGUUUCUUCUUUCUUCCUCACUUCACAGGGCACACUGUCACAUGUGCAAGGACCAACACUCUAAGUAUGGUCCUGCACAUUAGUACGCACUAAUUGUUCUAUCUUUUCUUUUCCUCCUGCAUAUUCUGUCUAUACACUAUGGGGAAGUGAAUCCUAAUAUACCUGUUUUUUCCUCUAAUAUUACAGGCAGUCAAGAUCAGUCCGUUAAUUUUAUUAAUUUAUUUCAUUUUUUCGGACUGAAUAUCCUGUAUUUAACGGGUAUCUAGUUAAAUGAUAUCAAUCCCACAUACAGCUAUACGAAUGACAAGCCUGCCGACCAGCAUUUAACAGGGAAUUUUCACCCCAUAGAGUUUAUAGGAAUAACACAGCAUAACUAACAUAACGAGGCAGCAGCACAUUUUUUUGUUGCUUCUUUGCUGAGCAUUUGAUAUUUUGAUACAAAUGCUGUGUAUAAUUAGAAUUGCUGUCUAUGUUAUUUGUAUCCUUAUGUAUUUCAGACAUUGACCAAAAUAUAACAUUAAAGUCAGGAGUCUGAUUUUGACACUAAUUAACAUAGACAACAGGGAGGUACAGCUAUUUAAGCUGUGGAGGUCUUUGUAUUGAUUGUUUUUUGACUCUUUUCUAAUAUAUUUACAAUCAUUUUUACUAUUUUUGUAUGUUGAUAUUAUCUAUUUAUUCCAUUUCCAGUCAUCAUUUACACAUCUGAGGGGUUUCCUCAGAUCUGUGAAUUUUUUGAAUAUUCUAGGAGAAGGGGUUAAGCCCCAUAUGACACUGCUGGAGUGUCAAUUAAGGUGUUUUUUCUGUGGAAUUGGACAAUUAGCCCUAUCCAUAGAUUUUUUUUUUUUUUAAAUACCAGCUCAGAUAACACUUCAUUAUCAAAUAAGAGAGAAAUUUGACGAUCUUCUCAAUAUAGAUGGUGAAUUUUUUUUGUUGGAAAUUGUUUUUCCGCAAUAAAAUCAUCCCCAAUUUGGUAUAUUGGGUAGCAGGUCAAUUUUAUCUUUUAUUUGAUGCUGAGGAUUGCAGAACCCUUUGCUUAAUUCCUUUUCAUUUAUAACUUUUUCCUCUGCAAAGAUACUCCACCAAUUUUAAUGUCUGUAUGACGCAGGCCAGGGAAAACUUGGACUGCAUUUGGAGACAGACCAAAAAUAUCAGAACCAAAUUUCAAAGUACAUUCCCUCAGCCUCUUUCUCUCUCAUGUGACCUGUGUUAAAGGGACACUAUUGUCACCAAAACACCUUUAGCUAAAUGAAGCAGUUUUGGUGUAUAUAGAUCAUGCAUCUGAAGUUUCACAGCUCACAUGUCUGCCAUUUAGGAGUUAAAUAACUUUAGUUUCUGUUUAUGUAGUGACUGACAGCCUGCAUGAAAACAAAAUGGUUUUAUUUAUUUUUAAAUUCUUUAUUUUUGAUAUGCACGUAUAACAUUCGCUUGACUGUAAUGCCACAACAGCAUUCUUAGGCAAUAUAAACCUACAGUUUUAACUGUUUAUUUAGCAUUUGGAAGGUACGCACAUAUUUUUUAGAACAAUAUUGAUAAAACAGGCUGGGUACAUGCCGGCUGUCUAAAAUGAAUUUGCAGUAAUCGUUGUCGCUUUAGCUUCGGGCCUUAGUUAUGAUUACGCUUAAACAGGCUGUCUUACUAGUUUUGUCCUACAGUCGAUUAGCAGUUAGGUCACCUAUCACUAGGUAAGUCGCAUUAAUGUGAUGGAUUAAUUGCGCUAAUUCAAAUCCUGCAUUUGUAGUUGUAGUGAAACAAUGAUCACCCAUUUUUUUGCAAUUCUAACUAAUGACCGUUAUCUAAAUGGGGCCAGUUCCCUGCGGGCCUGACUGAGCUCUGUGCGGCGGGGACAGCGGCCGUCCGCCCCGCUCGCCUCCGGAGUAGGCCUCAAAAGUGUCGGGUAGGAUUCCUCCUCCCAGGGGACUGAAGCCUGUUGGGCCAGCCUCAUCCUGGAUCUAGGGCUCUCUGCCUACUGAGGGCCACCGUUGCAGAAAGUGUUUAGGAAGACUGUAUGUCACAUGCAGGGAGGUGUCAAUAGGGCUGGAGAACCAGAGUUUUAACUCCUAAAUGGCAGAGAAUUGAGCAAUGAGACUACAGGGGCACGACCAAUACACCAAAGCUGCUUUAUUAAGCUAGUGUUGUUUUGGAGACUAUAGUAUCCCUUUAAGUAAAAGCUAUACAUAUUGUAUAAGUGGGUAACAAGUAGUAAUUUCUUACUCAAACUGCUUCAGCCACAAAUUGUAAUGCAUCCAACAAUCUCACAUGCAAAAUCCAUAUACUGUGCAUCGUUUGUGCAUAAUAUUUAAUAUGUGGAAUUGAAAGAAUUGAUUAUCGUCCUCUUCCCAAGAUGAAAUUUUUUACUGAAAGUGUGCAUCAAAUGCAGUGUCCCUUUUAAAUCCUCAUAUCGCAGUUGUGAUCCGUCAGGAAUAUGUGUAAUCAUUAUAAACUUCUCCCUUUUUCAUGCAGAACUUGGCAAUACUAUAUCCAGUCUUUUUGGUGGAGGCAGCUCUACACAAGACAAUCAAGACAAUGUUACAGACAGUGUACAAGUAAGCGUUUUGGCACUUUCUGCCAAUGUGUGCUUAAAAAAUAAAUAAAAAAUAAAUAAAAAGUUAUGCUGGGCUAUCAGAUGCUACAUUUUUACAGAUGAUUAGGUAAUUCAUUACUGAUCAUUACUACUGAAUAUGUAUUUCUCAGGAAGAUGAGGAGGGACCAAAUGGGGCCACGAAGGACGAGGAUCCAGUGUCAAGUGAUCAGACAAGUGAGCAGAAGAAUAGUGAAACCGAGAAAACUACUGCAGAGAGUGAGAAACAAGAAGAGAAGAAAGAAGGAGAUAAAACAGAGUCUCAGGUAAUUAAAAUAAUACUCUGUAUAUAAAAAAUUAUAUUGUGAAUGAAUAACAUGAUUUGUGUAUUGGAAUAAUGCUUCAUAACCUUCUUCGUAGUUGGUGUACCGCAUAUCAUUGUUCUUUGCAUAUUCCCAGAACUAUUGCUGGGUAACUGAAUUUUAAAAAGGAAGAAACCUAAACUGUUGCUAAUUGGUCCCUUUUUAUAUAAGGUAUAUGCAAAUUUGAUUUAUGUCAGAAUUCUAUGAGGGUUGUUUACAAAUGGUAACUAUGAGCCCUGCAUGUAUUUAUUUGAAGGAACAUUCCACUGUAUGGAGGAUAAAAUAAAAUCUGAAUUUAAAAAAUAAAAAAAUAUUCUUAAUGAAAGUUGCUUGUUUGCUGUUAAAGGAAAAAAAAUGUUUUUAAAAAAAUAUAUAAUUUUUUAAUUUUUGUUUUUUUUAAAUUUUGUUUCGUUUUUAAAGAAAAAAAAUAAAAAUAAAAAUUUGGGGAUGAAUGGAGCCUGUUGCACAUGUGAAUUUUUGCAGCAUCUUAUGCUUCCAAAAAAAAUAAUGCGUGUAUCUCCUCACUUCAUUUACAAGGACAUCUCAAUCAUGAAGUCUUGUCUUAUGAUUUGGUGAAAAUACUCUGGUAUUGCUUUCAGCUCUCCAGAAUUUAAAUGCUUGCAGACCUACGCUGUGAUGAGACCAUUAAAUCCAUUCUGAACACUUUUUUUUUUAUUUUUUUAAUUUUUUUUACACUAGAAUGUCAAGGAAGAUGAGGCUGAUAAGGAAUCGGAGGCUGGAAAAGCUGCUGAAGCAGAUUCUAAGAAAACUGUGGUUCCCAAGAAGCAGAAACUGGUGGAUGAAAUUGGAGCAGAUCAGACUCUGAAUGAUGUUCUAGAUUUUCUUGAGGAAGAGAUGAAAACAGCCACCAAGAAGUGAGUAGUUUAGUGUAAAUGGCAAUUAAGAUAAAGGGAGGAGCAAUUGCUCCUUGGUGUCCCUGUGAUAGGUUUAAAAGUAAAGUAGAAAGUUACCCCUUCGUACAGCAAUCCUUCAAGGGUUACCCCAAACCUUUUGGGGGGGACCUCUCCGGUAUUACAUGUCCAGUUGAGCACUAUGGAGAAGGACCCCCCUGAUGUUUGUGGUGCAAUCUGCAAAUCUAUAUUACUCACCUGGCAUCUAGAUCUUACGCAAACUCUCUGACAUCACUGGGGCUUCACGCCUAUUAUUUAUCCAGUUUGCUGGCUCAGAGCACCUACGCAUUCUCCGGGGAGUAGAGGCUUUUUUUUUUUUUAAAUAAAUAAAAUACGGAGGGAAACAUUCUUUUCCAUGCAGGCACUCUGCCCGCAGGGGAGAAGAUUUCCACAUCUGUCCACAUGCAGUGCUUUCUGAUGACAGACGCAAAAUAUUGACAUGGGCUUCCAAUGUCACAUGUAUGCCAGGGGCUAGUUUCACCCACAGAACAAGGGCUAAUAAACUGUAUAUGCAAUGUUUGAAGCAGAAACACAUACUGAUUCCUUUCACCAUGACCACUUCAAACCACUGAAGUGACCAUUCUGUUUUGAUUAACCCCUUAAUCUUAUACAGCAUGCCUUCCCUCAAAGUUAUAAAUAUUUUGUAUUCCUGAAGUAGAGAGACCACUUCAUUGCUUGUUCAGUUCCUUAUCCUAUUUAUUUUUUAUCUGUCUAGGCUCCAAGACUUGACCGAUCGAGACCUACAGAAGCAUGAGCGAGAGAAGGCAGCUAACAGCCUGGAAGCAUUUAUAUUUGAAACCCAGGUUACUAGUCAACCAUAUUAAUAGGGUUUUAAAAUCUAUAGUAACUUUUUAUUUUGGUAUAAUGCGUUUUGGGUGUCUACUUUCACCAUCUUGAAUCCGAUGCAUAUAUGGCAGGAACAUCUGCUAAAAAGAAAAUAUUGUUUUAUAUGUUUUUACUACGAGGUUAAUGCACAUUUUAUAUAUGUAUGAUGUAGACCUACCUAGCACUUACAUACAGUUUUUGAGGAAAAACCUAAAAUUGGAAUUCCAGAGAUUACGGAGUAGUUUCUUCCAGAGACGUGUCAUAGCUGAGGGAAUACACUCUGCCUGGUUUUACAUAGGAACUGUCUCAUGUAUGACACUUACGCACUGUGCUGGAAUGUUAAAAAUUAUACUAUUGCAUAUUGGCUUUUUAUAUCAUAUGAGCGACUGUCAAGUCACAAAUUUGUAUACAUUGCACAUAACUGAAUUCCUUUGCAAUGUAAAGUACAUGGGAAGAUGUUGUUGCAAAGUGCUUCCAAAGUUAGUGUUCUAUAAAUUUGUUUCAGCUUCACCCUCACCUCAGCAACCACUUCAGUAUUUUACUGGAGUAAGUAAAACCGUAAAGUCAGUCGUAGAUUUGAAUUUCUUAAAUGGUUGCUGGUAUAAUCUACUUUUUAGACUAGUUCAAGGAAUUGCUGAGCUUGUGGAGUUUCAUGUUCAUAAAUGCCUGUGUCUGGCCUUAUAGGACAAGCUCCGUCAAGACGAAUUUGUCAAAGUUUCUACUGGGGACGAGAGAGAAGAGAUCUCCAGUAAACUAAGCAAGGCAUCCACUUGGCUUGAGGAUGAAGGAUAUGCAGCCACCACCAAGGUAAAAUCUCCUGUAGAACGUAAUUAAAAUGUCUUUCUUUCUUUUUUUUUCCCUGUAGUUUAGUUGUACUCAAUAAGCUUACCUGCUCUUGUUAAUGGAACACUCCACAGUGUACUGGUGCCCCCUUUGUAUUUUAGCAAAUCCUUAUAGCAUGAUUUUAUUUCUUACCUGGGGUUCACCAAAAAUGGCUCCCUAUCUACACUUCUUCAACAGUGCAGGGCUUAGCUUUUGGGCUGAGAAAGAACUGUCGACUGUCAUUGAGUUAGCCCUCUACUGCUGGCCUUGGCUCAGAAGAGCUAAAGGAAUCUCCUGUGUAGAAGCUUCCAGGUCUCCAUCAUACGUAGUGGAGGUAGGGAGUGCUCCCCGGCACACCUUAUAUUAGAAGCCAAGCGGUUUCAAAACGUUUUGAUUACUUACAAUGUGGGGUGUCAGGACACUCCUAGUACCACAACUUCUCUAGUGGUUACAGGUGUUUAUAGGUGUAAGGUAUGCGAUCACUGAUAGAUUUUCACUAAAGGUGAAUUGAUUGAAAAACUUUUUUUUUUUUUUUUUUCAUAUUUUCGGCCAAACUGAAAAACAUACCCGGCUUUGAGAUUUUUUUUUUUUUUUCCAAUUCUGGUGUUUUGAUCUAAAUUGGAAAUUCACACGUUCAUGAAUACCCUUGUCAUUGCUUGGAGAGUAACAGCAUUUCUAAAUUUUGGCAGUUUUUAGAAGUCUAAUUUAUUGGUGUAUUUGUCAAUGUUCCCUAUCUUCUUGUAGGAACUGAAGGACAAGUUGAUUGAGCUCCGAAAAUCGUGCAAAGCCCUUUUCUUUAAGGUGGAAGAGAGGAGAAAAUGGCCAGACAGACUAUCGGCUCUGGACAGUUUGCUGAAUCAUUCCACCAUCUUCCUAAAGUAAGGGGAACUUACACGUGAAGAGUAUUCAAACAUAUAGCUACAUGUAGUGGAAAUCUGUAAAAGUGACCAUUUAGUCCUGCAUUAGAGUAUAGUGAGUCAAACGUACUGUUCUGUAGGAGUCCGUGCUUGUGGCCGGUCUAAUUACUGCCUGAGAAUACAGCUCACUUUAGCAUCAUUUACUGAGCUUGCUUUGUGUUUGUAUCAAACCAUACACUACAGAGAAGCCUUUUACAAAAAAAACAAGUUGUUAUAUUUUAAGGUGGGGCAAAAUAGGAUUUGCGUAAGACGUAAUCUUUCUAGUCUUGUAUAUCAAACUAUGAGGGAGCUCUUUGGAUCAAGAGAUUUCAGGGUCUUCAAUUACUAUAUAACUGACAUCUCUUAUUUGUUUUUCUUUAUCCUAUUUAAAGGAGUGCUCGUAUGAUCCCAGAAGAUGAUCAGAUUUUUACAGAUGUGGAGUUAAACACAUUGGAAAAGUUGAUCAAUGAUACCUGGGUAAGAAGAGAUUUUGUGUGUGUGUAUAAAUGUAUACAGGCAUUACAUUUUGUUUUAUACACUUUGUUUUCCAUAAUUUUAUCUACAGAUUUGGAAGAAUGAAACUCUUGCAGAGCAGGCCAAGCUACGACCCACGGAAAAACCAGUCCUGUUAUCAAAGGACAUUGAGAUGAAGUUGGGUGCUCUGGACAGAGAAGUGCAGUACCUGUUAAAUAAAGCAAAGUUCUCAAAGCCUAAACCCAAGAAGAAAAGCAAUACCACAAAAUCUGAGAAUUCUGAAAAAAAUUCCACAGAGGGUGAAGAGAAAGUCAUUCCCCCAACGGAAGAGAACAAAGAAGGUGAGGGGAUAAACAUGUUGGCAAGAGUUUCUGUGGUUGCUUUUUGAAGUUGUCCAAACAAUAAUUCUAGCUGACAGAAACACGUGCAUUCUAGACCAUUAAUGUGCUUCAAAUCCCAUUAACACGUGAUAAAGCAGAUAUGACUCUUUCUUUACAUUUGUAUGUAACCCAUCUAAAACACUGUUACUUUACCCAUGGUUUCGUACCAAAAAUGGUACCAUGUGCCAUUUUAGUUGGUCGACUUCUGUGGGAGCAGUAUGUCCUAUUAUACAGCUAUCGCUAGGAUCAAUUAUUAUAGCUGUACAACUUUCCCUCCAAGAACCACUGGGAAGAGCCCAAUUAAGGUGCUUUGCAAAACAUAUGCUAAUUUUAAAUUCUAUUACAUGUGAAGAGAAUGGGUUCAAGCUUAUUCCAUGUGCUCAUGUGGCACUGCAAAGAUUAAUUGCACCAUAACUACUACAAUAAGCUAUUGUAGCUUUUUCAUUUUGAACACCGUUCUAUCUGUUGAUUGAGAUUUUUUUUUUUUUUUUACUCCAAUAUAUUUAGACAAACCUAAGGAUGCAGAACCUGUGCAGGAACCACCAGCAGAAGAGAAGAGUGAAAUUCCUGAACUAGGAGAUUCAGAAGCAGGUAAUCCAGGACAUACAGAGGAGUUUUAAAGCUCUGGUCUAGUGUGAGGAUGUGAGUAUGUAAAGGAUGUAUGUGGUCGGUGUGUGUGGGAACUCUUGGUGCUAAUGACUUGUUCUGUGCUGCAUACAAAUCUGCAUCAAUUUACGCAUGUCAUUAUUAAAUCACUAUGCUAUUAUUUUUACGAUCUAUUCCUUCUCGUCUCCUAUUACUCAGCUUCUGGCUCAAACUUUUUUUUUUUUUUUUCUGCAAGUGUUUCAGUGCCUUUUGAUUUAUCUAGAUACUUUCGGCUUUAUUCGCUAAUGUGAGCAAGCAAAGUGAAUUUCAAAGUUAAGGCCAAAGUAGUCGAACAAGAAGCAUAGCUGACAUAGAGAAUGUUUCCAAUUCAGGAAUUUUGAAAUUCACUGAAUUCUCAUUUUUAUAACCCUGCCAUUGUGGUGGUUUUUUUUUUUUUUUUUUUCGCUCUCAAGUUAUGCCUGUUGAAUUUUAAAAUUGUCUAUCAAUAUGUAUUUUUAUUUUUUUUGGUAAAUUUCUUUUUAUUCAAAGAAAAUAUUUUCUGUAAAUUUUAUCAUGGAACGCAGGACACAAUCAUGUGAAUAAUGGAGUAAGCUACACCAGUCUCAAGUCAAACAUUAAAGGACCACUAUAGUUUUUCCUGGCACUAUAGAGUCUUUAGGUGUUCCUCUCCCACUGGGCUGAAGGGGGAGGAAGGGGUUACAUUCUUACCUUAGCCAUCCUAAGUAAUACACCGGUCCUGCGAGGUCUACGUCAUCCGCCGAAUGCGCAUGUGCGGCAAGAGCCGCGCGCAUUCAAUCAGUCCAUUACUCCAAUCACAGUGAAAAUCACAGUGAGAAGCGCCUCUAGCAGCUGUCAGUGAGACAGCCACUAGAGGCUGGAUUAACCCUAAUGUAAACAUGGCAAUUUCUCCGAAACUGCUAAAUUUACAGCUGCAGGAUUAACCCUAGAUGGACCUGGCACCAAGACUAUUUAAUUGAGCUGAAGUGGUCUCGGUGCCUAUAGUGGUCCUUGAACCCCUUAAGGACCAAACUUCUGGAAUAAAAGGGAAUCAUGACAUGUCACACAUGUCAUGUGUCCUUAAGGGGUUAAAGGGAUUCUAUAGUGCAAGGAAUACAAAUCUGUAUUCCUAACAUUAUAGAGUCCUCUGGUUACCCCCCUGACCACCCCAGAAGCCAAAAGGUUAAAAAAACAAAAAAACAAGCUUGUUUACUUACCAGAUUCCAGUGCUGAAAUCCUUCGGUGCAGGAUCCGCACCUCGGCCUCAUUCGACAGAGGUUGGGGGACUAAUUCUCCCCAUAGGAAAGCAAUGCUUUUCUGGGGUUUUACUGAAAUUGGAGGUCCUCAUACAGAGAAGAUAUAAAAUGGCACUCAAAAUAGAUAAAAUGCCAACUAAAAAACAAAUAAUAAACAAUAAAAAAAAAAGUCCAGAUGUAUGAAUGUACCUUGUCUUAAAAAAAAAUAAAUAAAAAAAAAAUAGAAAACGAACUGUGAGGUGCAGCAAAUGUAAUAGUCCAGUCCUUUUUUUUUUUUUUUAUAUAGAUUUCUCUUGGUGUCAGGAGAUGGUUGGUUCGAACUAAAGAAGCUGCAAUAAGUACCAUAUGAAGCUGCAAUCUCCUGACACCAAGAGAAAUCUAUAUAAAAAAAAAUGACUGGACUAUUACAUUUGCUGCACCUCACGUACAAUCAUACAUUUGGACUUUUUUUUAUUUUUUUUAUUUUUUUUUUAGUUUGAUAGUUGGUAUUUUAUAUAUUUUUAGGCGCAACUUACCCUUGUUUUUACUUUCCUGUGUAUCUUCUCUCUUUUGGGACUGUGAAGGAACCCCAUAAUCCAAGUUUGCUGCCUUUUUAUUAUACUGCUUUCUGUUUGGCCAUUUAGCACUGAUCCACCUGUUUGCCUAUAUAAAAUGGGGCUUGCAGUUUCCAAUUUAAAGGGUAUAAGAAACGCAGGUCAGGGGAUUCACUUAGGCCUGGAGCCAAUAUAUGUUUUUAAUACUCUACUCUAUACUUAAGACAUUAUUGCCUUAUUGUGUAUUGAGUAAGUGCUGGUAAUAGGCUACUUGUGCCUACAUCAUGGCCAUGUAUACUCCAGGGAAGACCUAGAAAAACACAAAAAAACACUGCAAAGUUGUGUACCAUGCUGAUAUCAAAACUAAAAAGAAAAAAAUUAUAGUUCAGGUUUGAUUAAUGGAAAUUGAUAAUCCCAUAUUGUUACUCAUGAAAUCCAUCAGAGUAUACUAGUUCUCAUAUAGCAUUUAAUGCAAUUCAGUGUAGUUGGCAAACAGACUUCUCAUUCUAUGCACUUUCUAGAAUAAGUUUGCUUUGUUUUUGUUAGAGCUAUUUAUCCUCUGCUGAGAAGUCACUACUAUAUAGUACACAUGGGAUGUGAGGAGUUACUUUUUAUUUAUUUUUUCCUCUUUGCUAGAAACAGAUAAGCUUUGGCAGUCUUACAACAAGUGAGUGAAAGAAAUAUUUGAUUGUUGCAUUAAGUAGUGUAUGCUUUGGAUUACAUCUCUCCAGUUGUACCUUACAUUGUUCUUGACAUAUUUAAAGGAACACUAUAGGGUCAGGAACACAAAUGUGCAUUCCUGACCCUAUAGUGUUAAACCAACUAUAUAGGCCCCCUUUGUCUCCCUUAAGCGCACUCUAUUUCCAGUGUGCGGAGCUGGCUCCACCUCCUUGGCUGAUGUAAUCAGAAUUGAUAAUCUCAGCCAAGGAGGUGGGAUGGGGCCUGAGCCAAACUCCACCCUGGCCAAUCAGCAAAUCUUCAUAGAGAUGCUUUGAAUAUCCGUGCAUCUCUAUGAGGAAAGUUCAGAGUAUCCAUGCAGAGCGUGGAGAUGCUGAAUGUGUGUUCUGGACACUGUGCAGCAUUGUUCCUGGAAGCACCUCUAGUGGCUGUCUGACUGCCACUGAAGAUGUCCCUAGGCAACAAAUGUUAACACUGACUGACUGAAAUAAAGAUACUUACUACUCACCAGAAAAACUACAAUAAGCUGUGGUUGUUCUGGUGACUAUAGUGUCCUUUUAAACAAGGUGUGUUAGGGGAGAUAUAAAAAGCAGGAAGUUUGUAUUUACUAUGCUGGUCUGCUGUUUUUCCUCUUGGUGCAUAGUUUGUAACCAAACCUCACUAGUUUACAGUUUUUCUUCUAAAUUACUUUGUAAAAGCAUUGCAUUGGUCCUGCUUUAUCUGUAUAUCCUGUUUUGAGCCUAUAUAUUGUUUUUUUGUGAUCUACAAGAGGGAAAAAAGGAACUUGUCAGUAAAAUUGUGUUUUUGUUUUGUUUUUUUUCUCCAGAUUCAACAACUAGUAAAUCGUCAGAGCUCCCAGAAGAGAACCAUAAAACUGAAUUAUAACCACCCUUCAUAUGCGUUGGCGAUCAUAUUUAUUAACAUUACUUUUUUUGUAAUGGACCCUGCUCAUUUUAUGCCAACGCGCUCCCGCCCAAUUUUCUUUUCCCCCUACCCCUUUUCUUCCACUCCCAAAGAAAAACAAACUGCACCUGAGAUGUACAUUUCUGUCCUGACCAAAAAAGCAAUUAGAUUUCCCCCCCUCCCCUUUUCUCUGCAAUACAUAACGUUACCUUUUUAGACAGCAUGCUGCGCUGAGGUCUGAAUCGCACAACAGGAUCUCAUACGGUUAUCUUCUUUUGAAAAGCCUGUUUGGAUUCAGAGUAAUUCAGGAUUCCAUUAACUGAAUUUACGGUCUCAUUGUGUUGCCUGGUUAUUAUUCCCCACCCAAAGAAGGUCACUAAUAUUUAACUUUUUUUGUUUGUUUAAAUUACUCUGGCAUAGGAAGUGUUAAAUGCCUGUUAUCUUGUCUUCUACAUUGAAAGUUUGAUCUAACAUAUGUCAGAUUUUGUUUAAAGGAGUUUUGACAAACACUCCCGAUUGCCCAAUGAGAAAAGCUGUUCUAAAGUGUUAUAGGUGAAAUAAGUGACCUGUGUACAUUUUAAAUGUCUAAUGAGCUCUUGCAAAAUGCCAGAACACUUUUGUUUGCACUUCAGAAUAAGCAGCAUCUUGCUCAUGAAAUGAUUAGAAUGAUUUCUCAUAUUUAACAGGAAUUCUAAUUUAAAAAUAAAAUAAGAUUUUUCAUAUUAGACAAAAGUGAAUAUUUUUUUGCCUAUCCCAAAUGCCGUUCACUUUCCAAAACCAAAGAGCAGAGAUUUUUGGUGGAAUGUUUUUAACGAUAGCAGGUUUAGCAAAUUAUCGAUCGUUACUUGCGGUUAUAUAGCCGCUUCCUUGAUAUCUGCAUCCAAAACAUCUUCUGGCAACUAUAUGCUCUCUAAACUGGAAUACAUAUUGGGUGGGAAGAUCUGGAUGGGAUUUAAUCUUUUUGCUUUUGGAUAAUGAAGUUUCACAUUUAGUUUGCUUUAAAAAUAAUGCAACAUUGUAUUCUGUUACUACCCGUAAAUUUAAUUUAAAAUGUUUAUAAUUUUUUUCACAAGAAAAUGCUAACUCCAAGCACUUAAUCGUUCUCCUUCACAUCCAUCUCUCAAACAGAUAUGGAGUGGAAGACAUGGGGCAGUGGUCCUCUUUGGUUUAUUUUUGUUUCAAGAAAGAUUAAUAAAUGUUUUGUAAUUAAAGUAAAAAGUAAUUUUGAAAAUGGAAUCUCCGCCUGCAAUGAUCCCAACAUAAGUGGUUGGUUUCAUUCAAUAUGUGCUUAGUGUUUGAUACAACUCUGUAGGGUUUGUUUGCUUUUUUUGUUUGUUUGUGUUAAGGAAUCUUAUAGGGAAAGGGGCACGUGAGGGCUAUGAUUAAUAAGUUAAAGAGCACAAAUUUAGCUCAUAGAUGUGAAUUUACCUUAGCCUGCAAUUGCCAUCUAUACUCUCUAAGCUCCAUACAAAGAAAUAAUUUUUCAUUGACAGGGCAUCAAUAGAAAUAUGCCCUCAAAAUAUAAAGGCACUGUUUGACAGAAACAAAAACAAAAAAAACCCCACAAAAAUCAAUUAGACCUUCUUUGUGUUUUUUGUUCAGUCCAAUGUUAUUAGGUUUUUGUUUUUGGCACUGCUUGAUUCAGGGUUUAUUAGAGUUUUGCCUGUCAUCCAAACCUGUCUUAUUGAUAUCACUGUUUGGGUCUGGGGGGGUAUUCUAAGCAAUUGAAUGUCUGGUGCAAUUGCAGACACUGUUUUUAUUUUACAGACUAUUAAGCAAUUUGCAGUUUACUUGACCACUUCUAGAAUUGUAUUGUGUUCAAUGUGUUUUUUUUUUUUGAAAAUGAAAUGCCUCAUAUAAGCCUUUGAAGUCAGAUUGCUGCUCACAUUAUCUUCUUUUGUGUGCAUUGUUUGAAAUUGACCUUAUUUGUGAUACCACAGUCACAGGAUGUCGUGAAUUUAUGCCUUCAUGUUUUUCGUUAUACAAUGUUAAAUAUGGAUCGGUUGACCUAAUUAGGUCCCUAGUAAAAUGUCGCAAUAUAUGAAUAUUUUGAUAAUAACAAACAGUGGCUGAAAGCAGUGCGUUUGUUUAAAAAAUAAAAUAAAAAAAUAAAAAGUUUAAAAAAAAAAGCUAAGCUGGUUGUAGACCCCCCAAUGUCUUUGCUCUGCAAUGCUUUCUUGACCUCACUGAUAGCCAAAUGGUGCUAAUCCUUUUUACCUUUUAAAGGGAUUAAAUAGACUGGUAUGAUCAUUUAGAGAGGCAUCCUAUCUAAAGUAGGAUUUUCUACAGGGCCACAAAAGAUUGGAGCAAAAAUGCUGUGCUUUGUAUCACUUUCUGACCUCUAUGGUUCGUUCUGGGCUGUUCUGCUUCUGGUCUGUUGCAAUUUAAUUGAUCAUUCCUUGUCUGUGCAGUUUUACCAUCAUUUGUCAGAGUCCAGGAAAAAAAGUUAAUAAAAUGGUUUUAUAUUUCUGAAAA
This is a messenger RNA of Pelobates cultripes (western spadefoot toad), 26858 nucleotides long. NCBI's taxonomy places the organism in Eukaryota, Metazoa, Chordata, Amphibia, Anura, Pelobatidae. The record is from the annotation of a GenBank genome assembly.